Messenger RNA from Trachymyrmex cornetzi, 7759 nucleotides. It is a transcript of the gene GABA-B-R2, whose product is annotated as gamma-aminobutyric acid type B receptor subunit 2. The coding region runs from base 165 to 3857 and encodes 1230 amino acids. Gene Ontology annotation, molecular function: G protein-coupled GABA receptor activity. Gene Ontology annotation, biological process: G protein-coupled receptor signaling pathway; gamma-aminobutyric acid signaling pathway. The record is from RefSeq and is a predicted model, not a curated record. Gene Ontology annotation, cellular component: G protein-coupled receptor heterodimeric complex; membrane. The transcript is spliced from 17 exons. NCBI's taxonomy places the organism in Eukaryota, Metazoa, Arthropoda, Insecta, Hymenoptera, Formicidae.
GCACCGGGGAAUUGCAGGGCCACGUCGAGUGCGUCGAGUACCCAGGUACUUUCCAGGGUCGUUUCUUCCGUCAUGCGGGCGGAAGUCGGUGGACGUGCGGCGUCGACCGUCGCGCGGGGCAUCUCGUCGGGCUUGUACCCGGUGGUGAUCUGGAUGAGCACGAGAUGAAAGCGCGAGUUACCUCCACAUCGCGGGAUGUCGUCGGGAUUGACUGGGUGAAGGGGAGAGGACGGAACGGGAUGAGGACAGCCGGGGAAAUGUCCAGCACGGUGAUCGGCGGUAGCUCGAGACGUCGUUCGCUGAUGCUGCUCACUACGAUCGUCUACUGCUGCUGGCUGCUGAUGAUCGGCGAAUGCGUCGGCCAGAAGCCGAUUAAUCUCGGCGGCAGCAAGAAGCGCGACGUCUACAUCGCCGGCUUCUUCCCGUACGGCAAUCACGUGCCGGAGGGUCACAUCGGCCGCGGCGUCAUGCCCGCGGUGAAGCUCGCGGUGGAGCACAUCAACGAGCACCCGACGAUACUCAGGGACUAUCGACUGCACAUGUGGUGGAACGACACGGAGUGCAGUGCCGCCGUCGGGAUGAAGGCGUUCUUCGACAUGAUGCACAACGGGCCGCACAAGGUGAUACUCUUCGGCGGAGCUUGCACACAAGUCACGGAUCCGAUAGCGAAAGCCUCGAAACACUGGCGCCUUACGCAGCUCAGCUACGCGGACACCCAUCCUAUGUUCACAACCAAUAGCUUCCCGAAUUUCUUUAGGGUCGUGCCGUCGGAAAACGCCCUCAACGCACCGCGAGUGGCGUUGCUUCUGCAUUUCAACUGGACCCGGGUCGGUACGAUUUAUCAGAACGAGCCCAGAUACUCACUGGUGCACAAUCGGUUGGUGGCCGACCUGGAUGAGAGCAAAAUGGAGCUUGUGGAGACGCUAAGUUUUGCCACCGAGGUGACAACGGCGCUCGAAAAGCUUAAGGAAAGAGACGUGAGGAUCCUCCUGGGAAAUUUCAACGAGGCGUGGGCUAGACGGAUAUUCUGUGAGGCUUACAGGUUUGGCUUAUAUGGCAGAAAGUAUCAGUGGGUCAUCAUCGGGACUUACACCAGAGAGUGGUGGUUGCGCCCGGGUGGCGGAUGUGCCCCCUCCGAGCUGUCCGAGGCCCUCCACGGUGUCAUCCUGACGGAUUUGCUUCCGCUGACGACCGAGGAGCAACAUACCACGUCCGGAAUCACCCCGGACCAGUAUUGGAAAGAGUACGAUUCGAGACGGGGUAACGAGUACUCCAGAUUCCACGGAUACACGUACGAUGGUAUCUGGACGGUCGCCCUGGCUGUGAAACAUGUCGCGCGCAGGAUACGACACUUCCAUCGUAACCAGACUAUAUCCGACUUUCGGUACAGGGACGUAUUGUGGGAGAAGCUCUUCCUCGAUGCCCUCAGGAAUACAAGCUUCGACGGUGUCACGGGACCGGUCCGCUUCUACGACAAUGAGAGAAAAGCGUACAUUCUUCUAAAACAAUUUCUGGACGGUCGCGAGGUAAACGUAGGCGAGUACGAUAGCAUAACUGGCGUUCUGGAUCUGACGAGACAUAAGGCCUCGCUGUGGAACGGGAAAUCGCCACCGAAAGACAGGACGGUUCGCAUCAUCGAGCACUCCACCGUGGACAUCACGCUGUACGCGGUGCUAGCCUCGGCCGCUAGUGUCGGUAUCGUCAUGGCAUCCAUUUUUCUCGCCAUCAAUAUCAGAUACAGAAAUCAAAGAUACAUCAAAAUGUCAUCGCCCCACCUGAACAACCUUAUCAUCAUCGGUUGUAUACUGACCUACAGCAGCGUUAUCUUCCUCGGAUUAGACUCGCAAUUAUCGAGCGUAGCGGCUUUCCCGUAUAUCUGUACGGCUCGAGCGUGGCUGUUGAUGGCUGGUUUCUCGUUGGCCUUUGGUUCCAUGUUUUCAAAAACGUGGCGUGUACAUUCCAUAUUCACUGAUGUGAAGCUCAAUAAAAAGGUUAUAAAAGAUUACCAAUUGUUCAUGGUCGUCGGGAUAUUGUUGGCUGUCGAUCUCACGAUCAUGACAACGUGGCAAGUGGCCGAUCCGUUUUAUCGGGCGAUAAAACAAAUGGAGCCCUAUCAUCACCCUUCCAGCGAAGAUAUAAUAAUCAUCCCGGAAAAUGAGUAUUGUCAGAGCAAUCAAAUGAAUAUUUAUCUGUUUUGCAUAUAUGCAUACAAAGGCCUUUUAAUGAUAUUUGGUGCCUUUCUGGCAUGGGAAACGCGGCACGUUAGUAUACCGGCAUUAAAUGACAGUAAAUACGUCGGGAUGAGUGUGUACAACGUUGUUAUAAUGUGCGUCACUGGUGCAGCUAUAAGCUUCGUGCUGACUGACAAACAAGACGCCAUGUUUAUAAUGUUGGCGGUGUUCAUUAUAUUUUGUAGUACAGCCACUCUUUGUCUGGUUUUUAUUCCUAAGGUAAUAGAGUUACGCAGAAAUCCACAAGGGGCGAUAAAUAAGCGGACCAGGGCGACUCUGAGGCCAAUGCUGAAGAUACGAAGGGACUCGACAGUCAGCGAACUCGAUGAGCGUUUGAAGGAAGCGAAACUGACGAAUAAAAAAUUUCGAAAGCAAUUGUUACAAAAGGAUUCCGAGCUUCAGGGAUUUUUAAGGAGAAUGGGCGAGGAAGUUGAAAGCGAAACGCAAGAGACGGUCGAUACAUUGCCAGUUCCGAAGCCGGAAGAAGCUAAGAAGGAAGGUAAAGGACCGUCGAUAACCACAGAGACGACUGAUGUUUCAAUGUCAAUGUGUAGCUUGAAUUCGUCAACCGUUUCGCAGCCAGAGGGUGAUUACGUCAACGUGGAUCAAGUAGCAAAGAAAAGGGCAUCCCUUUCGAAGGCCACGUCAAUCAUCAUCGACAACGAAAGAGUGGCUAUGACGAGCCAGGCGAUCGAGGAGAGCUCUUCUCCAGGCGCUGAGGCGGCGUUGGACAUGACACCGCCGUCGCUAUCGUUAAUAACAACGACGACAACGGCGAUAACAACGACGACGAUGACGCAUAUGAGGCAUACGUGUGGCGCGGACGCGUCGCGGCGCAAGAGCAUCUCCGAGGAGGUGGGCAAGGACAGCGAACCAUUACUGAAGCGCCACAGGACCCCGGAGCCUCUGCCGACCGACGCUGUGACCACGCGAUACAGUUUCGUGCCACCGGUCGUCGAAGAGAGCGACUCCGUGAUCCUGGAAGAGACUGAGAUCGCGAGACACGUGUGCCGCGUGAGGAGGAGGAGCAAGGACGAGCGCAGGGCGAAGCUCUCGACGCCGCCGCCGACCAAGAACGUCUCCUUCGGUGAGCUCCACGAACAGAGCUACAUCGAGCACGUGAUGCCAUUUUCAUUGCAAUACGUGCCGAAUCAUCGGCAUACCGGGAAGUACGACGAGUCGAUGUCGACGAUCAUCCAGCGUUCGAUGUCGGAACGCACGCGGGAGAAGUGCCUGCGGCUGCACAUCGGUAGCGGCCAUCCUAUAGUCGAGUGCUCGCACCGCGUCGCACGCCGCAUGUGCCGGCACACCGGCUCGAAGCUGCGCCAUCAGGCGCGGCUCGAGUACGUGCAGAGCACCCCGAAUGUCGCGACGAUGCACAACGGCAAGCACGUCGCGGCGAAUCCGCGCGAUGGAAGCGGCGACGUAAACGGUGGUUCCGCGGUGAACGUGUCAAAGAUGUACAGCGCCGUAUCGGACGGUGAACUGCUGGAUCUGACGAUUCUGCCGAUCUUUCAGAAGCUCCUCACCGAGCGGCACAAGAGCACUGCCAGACGGGGCUAUCGCUCGAAUAUAGCUAGUUGCCCGAAUAUAUCCAUCAAGUGCGACAUCGUCGAGUACCUCUAACGGCCAAGCCGGCGACGACCUGACGCUUUCUCGGUUCUCCUCACCGCGCCGCGCGCCGCGCCGGCACGCGAAAUCACGUUUCUCGUCACGGACAUCAUCGAUCGUGUAGGACGUGUUAGAUCGAUUAUUAUCUAAGUUAAUUAUAGUUAAUCUCGCGUUUCGCGCGAGCGUCUUUUAGAUUGUUGCGCCCCGAGCGAGCGGUCGGCGACGUUGUUCGCGAUAAUGCAUCGUUAAAUCGAAGCGUACAUUUCAGACAGUUUUUACCAUUUCGUUGAUUUAUUUAUAAGAAUGGACGAUGGACUUGGAAUACCGUUAUACCGUUAUACCGCGCCACCGCAGCCGGGUUAAUUAAUUAUUCGUUCCGUCUCUCGCGUCCUCGCUCUACUGCACUCGAUAUAUCACGGUAAAGCGUGGACGAGGACAAAAAAAGAAAGAAAGAAAAUUGGAUAACGUAACGCUCUAGUAAUAAUAAUAAUGCUCGAAUCGUGUAACUCUCUCAAUCAACGAGAUACGAGAAAGACAACGGUCGACGAAUAAAGGUAAGACUUUUUCUAUAAUAUUACACACGAGAGAUAUUUUCUAAAGACGACGAUUAUUUAAGAGUAAGAAAAGGCGAAACGGAAGAAGAAAAUAUAAAAGAGAAAAUAAAAAGAAAAUAUAUAAAAGAAUAACGAAUUCGAAGUUUAACGAGGUCUAUCGCGAGCUCGAAGACUCAAAGUCACCGAAAAUCCCAUUAUCUGCUCGUCUCACUCGUCGUUGUUUGGUUCUAGACCUAAACGGAGUAAAUGUAUGGAUUUGCGCGCGAUAUUAUCGAGCACACUUAGUUACUUGAACGUCAGUCAAUAGAUCUUGUAUCUCAUUAGUGACGCAGCAUGUUACGCGACAUAUAACAAACAUUGCGGUGAAGCGAACGAGAGGGAAAAACUUGGUACACAUCCGUGAUAUAGUACACGCAGUUUCGAAAGGAACGAAGUCGGGGAGGAAGAGAGGGACGGGAGUCGUCUGUCUAUGUAAUCGAUAUAGCGUAUCGUUUUCGGGGAAGUGGGGAAGAGGGUAGGUAGAACCCUAGCAGCGAACAAAUAUUGUUUAAAUAUUUCCUAGUACGACCGAAGAAUAUUUUUGUGACGCGACUUUGAAACAUUGAACUAGUUCUAGUUAAUGCGGUUAAUCAAUUAACGAAUAUAUACCUUCGAGAUAUUUACAUUUACAACACAAAUUACAGGAAAACAUAAAAAAAAAAAGAAUACAAAAGAUAUUUGUUAGCCGCGGCAGAUUGGAAAGUUAUAGAUUUUAACUAUUGACUACUGUUGCAGUGAUUUCCAAUUUGUAAAGCAUUCUUCGUUCAUGACUGCGAGAACCCUUUGAAGAAAUGAGGAUUUACAAGCGUCUCCGUCGGCUAACAAAUGUUUUACAAAGAGAGGGAGAGAAAGCGAGAGAGAGAGAGAGAGAGAGAGAGAGAGAGAAAGAGAGAAAGAAAGUGUGUAUGUGUGUAAAUAUACAAUCUAUAAGGACUGUUAAAGCAGAGAUAUCGAGAGUAUGUUAAUUAGGAGCGUGUCCGUUCUCUCCUUCGAGAGCGCCCGUUUUCACGAGGCUCGCCAAAUCUCAGGCCGGAAGGCGGCAGAAGCGGUAUUUUACAAAUACUAAAAGUAAGUUUUCCCUCGCGUACAUUUCUAAAAUAAAUAACUAUGUGUUUGUAAAUAUAUGUUACAAAGUAAUGUAUAUUCAUUGAAUAUUUCCUACAUACACAUACGUACACAGAUGGAUACACAGACACAUAUAUACACGUCUAACUUGGCGCGUCUAGCCAAUUCUAGGGGGUAAUUAUGUGAACGUUCACCAAGUAUAUUUCGUUCUCCGCUAGGGUGCUGUGUUCAAAAAUACCUCGAGAAGUAUAGCGGAGCAUGUUAAUAAAAUGCCUUCGGGUAUAUCCCUAGAACUGAUAAUUAUCGAAUCGAAUCGAAUCAAUGCAUGCAUUGUCAAUUGCCUCAUAUCCUUUCGUUUUCUACGAGAAGUAAUAAAGAAACACGAUUCCAUUCUACGCGAAUCACGACGAGGAGAUUCUUCGGUUCGGGGAAAAUCGAAUUUGUAUACAUCUCUCUCUUGCCCUAAGACGGGGUGACUUUAUAUCAUGCGAAUGCGAAUCACGGAGGAAAAAUGUGCGGUUGAAAGGUAAAAUGGAUACACUGUUCCUUUAUGCGAGUGAAAUUGAGUUUUCGUUAUUCCAACUUGCGAGUGAACUCAUUAAAAGUAGAGCUCACUGAGUAUUUCCGUGAGAUUCCUAAGUUUCCUAAGUUGUGAGGUUCUCAGACGACGCGGCCUAAGUCAACGUAACUUGUGACGUGUAAUUCACGAUUCACGACCAAAGUUAACCAGAGAGGUUCUAAGAAGAAAAGAAUAAAAUCUUUCUUUUUUUCUCCUCUUUCCUUUUAAUGUGACGCGCAAUUGUUCUCGUGUAACAGUAUCCCGUUUUACGGCACGGAAGUUCCGUCGUGCAGCUCGCGUUUAAAUAUAGAGACACAACGAUUUCAAAUUCAUCAAAGCCGACAUCGCGACUCUCAAUUAAUAACGGUCUCGCGUCGUUUGAACUUUUAACAGAUGAAACGACGCUCUAAACAAAGCGAUGCAAUAUAUUCAGAUAAAUUAAGGAUAAUUUUAUUUCCGGUCAAUACCGGUCGCAUGACGAAACAUUCGACGCGUUUAUACUCGUAUUCCUACUGUUAGAGCAUGAUCUUAAUAUCCCGUAAUAAUUACGUAAGCCAGUGGUGUCGCAAGCCAUGCCAAAAGUUUUUUACAAAUCGUCGCGAGAGCAAAAUAAAGAGAGAAAAAAAACCUGACAGCAAUAUAUAUAUAUACAUAUAUGCGACUAAUGUAUGCGUGCGUGCAGCGAAGCUGAAGGCGAUUAUAAAGUAAGUGUGAUAAGAGUUACGAAGCGCUCUUUCUUCGAGAUACAUACAUCGGUGUAACAUACGGAUGUAUCUUUGUGAAAAAUGGGCGAAUUAAAAGUGAUCGACUGGAAUUCAUUCUGUAAAAUCCGAUUGCCAGACUUCGAAACCGGAAGAUUGGCGUUAAAACUUCGUAGUUCUCUUCCGACGAGUCUUUCGACCUCUUCUCGUAAAGAGAAAAGUUUCUUUUUCCGAUUCUCUCGAUCAAAUGAUGUAAUUCGAGCAGUUAAAUUUCUAAUAAGACCAGAAAUGGAGUUAACAAGGAUUGGAUGCGAUUUCGGAAACACUCUAUUCCCGCCGAUUUCUUUUAAUUCAAGGAUUAUAGGAAAGUACCUAAAAGGUAUUUUAUUAUCAGCAAGCACAUUUACUAGCGAGGAGUAACAACGACUCUUCUGGGGGAGUUGAUUAACAUUUGUUAACAUUGUUAUCGACUUUUAUAUAUUAUUACUAUUUACAUCUCUCUAUCUGUACAUAUAUUUUCGCAAGAGACAAUGCAUGUAUCGUCAAUUAUCACGCGUUUAAAAUAUCCAUCGUACCUCCAUUUCGAAGGAAAAGAACUCUGCAAAAAAUAAGUAAAUUUAAAGGGAUUGUGGAGAGAGAGAGAGAGAGAGAGAGAGAGAGCCCAUCUUGUGUGAAUGAAAUCGUGAACACAGUGUCGCAGGUCGCGUUCCCGUCCUUUUAGCUCGCCUAUUUUUUGCAGUAGAAGAGUAAAAUAGUUUACGAGUGCACUUACGUGACGAUCGAGGCUCGUCGUAAUGUGAGAGAUUGAUAGCAUGCCGGCGGAUAAAGAUAGGAUUCUUACAAGUUACCGGGCACGUGUGAUAUCUUACUAUCUAAAGUCUAUCGAGGUAAUUGCUGCGCAAGGCGAAUCUUAAUGUUCACCGCUGUCUACUCUCAAUAAAGUGGCUGUCAUUCAAUAUAAAUUACUUACUUUUUUAAUUUGACCGUGACAAAAAAAAA